AGUUGUAGACCGAACUGUUGGGUGGCAAUCGCUGCUCUGGAGCAUGGUGGAUAGAGGGAACAAAAAAUAGUGUUUGGUUAAAUUAUAGGAUAUGGUGGUGGGGAAGAACGCUAGAUACCCUGGUGGGCAUUAUGGUAAUGCCUUUGAUGGUGCGGGGGAAUUGGAGGGUUCUGGUAGCUCAGGGCGAAUUGACACAGAAAUUACUGCUUCAGAGGAUUCAAGUGUCCCAACGAGGAAGUGUAUUAAUUUAAACUCCAAUAAUUGUGAUGCAUUUGGCGUCCCCAUGCAAGUUCUUCCCUUGUCAAACACGUUGCCGUCUGAAAGAAAGGAGUUAAUACGUAGGUUGAAGUUGGAACUUGAACAGAUUCGGGUACUUCAGAAGAAAUUUGAAUUGCAAAAAGCUAAUGCUGUAACUUUGUCAUCUUCUAGUGAUAUUCUUAGCUGCAGUAAUGGACAAACUGGGCCACGAGUAGAAAAUUUCAGAAAGUCAUCAGCAAUGACUUCUGUACCAGGAAAGAAACUGAACCCUCCAGGCCAUGGUCAUGGAAAGAAAUUGAAUCCUACUGGUUCCAAGCAUCGGGGAUGGAAUCGUGGUACUUCUGGAAGGUUUGAAUCCACACCAAGUACUGCAAAUGUAAUUUUGAUGAAACAGUGUGAGGCACUGUUGAAACGAUUGAUGUCCCAUCAGUAUGCAUGGGUUUUCAACACACCCGUUGAUGUAGCAAAGUUGAAUAUUCCAGAUUAUCUUACUGUUAUUAAGCAUCCUAUGGAUUUGGGGACAAUAAAGACCAAGUUAGCUUCAGGAAUGUACUUGAGCCCGUUGGAUUUUCGUGCUGAUGUGAAGCUCACUUUCAACAAUGCGAUGACCUAUAAUCCACCUGGAAAUGAUGUCCACUUAAUGGCUGAUACUCUCGCUAAGUAUUUUGAACUGAGAUGGAAAGCUAUUGAAAAGAAACUAUCCAAGACUGAUGCACAACUGUUAACGGAAAAAUCUGGCCCUUGUGAAGACAUGGUAAUUGCUAAAAAAGUGAUGCCUCCCUCAAAAAAGAGGAAAAUUACUUCACUGCAUCUUGAAGUUAUGCCAAAGCCUGUGAAGCGUACAAUGACAGAUGAGGAGAAGCACAAUUUAGGCAGGGAAUUGGAGUCUUUGCUUGGAGAAGUGCCUGCUCAUAUCAUUGAUUACUUAAGGGAGCGUAGUUCUAAUGGAAGGGAAUGCGGAGAAGAUGAAAUUGAGAUUGAUAUAGAUGAUCUCAGUGAUGAUACCUUGUUCACUUUACGAAAACUUUUGGAUGACUAUCUGCAGGAGAAACAAAGGAACCAUCUAAGAUCUGAACCUUGUGAAAUAGAGCUGCUUAAUGAAUCGGCACCGAGCAAUUCAUCCAUGCAACCAUGCAAAGGGAAUGACCCAGCUGAGGAGGAUGUUGACAUUGGUGGAAAUGAGCCUCCCAUCUCAAGCUACCCUCCAGUGGAGAUUGAUAAGGAUACUGCACAUAGAAGCGGCAAAUUUAUCUGUUCAGGCAGCUCCAGUGAUUCGGACUCUGGGAGUUCUUCUGAAAGUGAAUCUGAUGGUGAUAAAGCUUCAAUUCCAGCCAAUAUGCCAAAGGGACCUGAAACUGUGAAUUCUGGAGUCCAAUUAGAUGAACAGACUAAUGCUGUUGAUGCUCUUGAAGGAAAUCAAUCUGUCAGUGGAUUGGAUCAAGUUGAACAGAAUUCCCAGCAAAAGCCAAGUUCUGUUGACUCCGAUUGCCAUCAAGAUGGGGACAGUGCUCCAACUGAAAGGCAGGUCUCCCCUGAGAAGCUUUACCGGGCUGCUCUUUUGAAGAACCGAUUUGCUGAUACAAUCUUGAAAGCUCGAGAAAAGACACUGACACAGCAUGAGAAGAGGGAUCCUGAGAAAUUGCGUCGAGAAAGAGAGGAGCUGGAAUUGGAGCGGUGGAAAGAAAAGGCCCGGUUACAAAGAGAAGCCAAGGCUGCUGAAGAAGCUCGAAGACAAGCAGAAGCUGAAACUGCUGCCGAGGCUAGACGGAAGAGGGAGCUGGAGAGAGAAGCAGCACGACAAGCAUUGCUUCAGAUGGAAAAAACUGUUGAAAUCAACGAUAAUUCUCGGUUUCUUGAAGACUUGGAAAUGCUUCGGAAUGCCCCUGCUGAGCAAUUACCAAGUUCCGCAGACGAGACAAGCCCAGAUCACUCACAGGAUGGCUUGGGUGGUUUCAAGUUUGGGGGUUCAAACCCCUUGGAACAAUUCGGUUUGUUCAUGAAAGUGGAUGAAGAAGAGGAAGCUGAGCCACCGAGUAAUCCUGUAAAUGAUGUCGAGGAGGGAGAAAUUGACUAAAUUUUAUAGUAUUUUGUGUUCGCUAAUGAAUUGGGCAAAGAAUAGAAAUGAAGUUCGUAGCUUACGUCGUGGUGAAUCUGUUGAACCACCCAUUAUUUAGGAUCGCGUGUUUUUCAGCCUGCACAUUGUUUAAACGGAACCGAAAAAAAAAAAAAAACUGAACAGAACAGAACAGACAGAUUGAAAAGAACUUUGAACAGUAGUAAAAGUAGGACAGGAUCCAAUAUCUGGUAUUGGGAGAAAUUAGUCGAUUUGUAUGAACAUUUUGAUG
Molecule: messenger RNA, 2603 nt
Organism: Juglans regia (Persian walnut)
Lineage: Eukaryota; Viridiplantae; Streptophyta; Magnoliopsida; Fagales; Juglandaceae
Product: transcription factor GTE8-like
Exons: 10
Coding region: 92-2332 (746 amino acids)
Molecular function (GO): protein binding
Source: RefSeq, a predicted model, not a curated record